Bombina bombina (fire-bellied toad) is the source of this 6772-nucleotide messenger RNA. It is a transcript of the gene GTF3C1, whose product is annotated as general transcription factor IIIC subunit 1. Gene Ontology annotation, molecular function: DNA binding. NCBI's taxonomy places the organism in Eukaryota, Metazoa, Chordata, Amphibia, Anura, Bombinatoridae. The transcript has 39 exons. The coding region runs from base 127 to 6615 and encodes 2162 amino acids. Gene Ontology annotation, biological process: 5S class rRNA transcription by RNA polymerase III; transcription initiation at RNA polymerase III promoter. Gene Ontology annotation, cellular component: transcription factor TFIIIC complex. The record is from RefSeq and is a predicted model, not a curated record.
CGUGACACAUGGGAACUCUGCUGUGAGGCGUGAGGAGCAGGUAACAGGGACCCCGAGGGACGGGGUGACAGGAGCCCUGAGAAACGAAGUGCCAUGAACUCUGAGAGACAAGGUUGAUCUGUGAAGAUGGACGUGCUGGAAAUCAUGCUGGAGGAAGUGGCUCUGGAGGGCCUAGAUGGGAUCACAUUAAAUGCUUUCUGGCUUCGGCUGCAGACCCGUGUACCACCCUUCCCUCUUCUUUUGGAUGAUGCUACUAAGGGGUAUCUGUGGCAGACUCUAGCGGGUAACCCAGAGCUUGAGUUCUUCCAGCUCCCUAAAGAGCGGCCUCCCUUAGUUCUGAAUGAUCGAUAUGAAGACAAUGACUGUGAAGCCACAGUGCUGAUAACCAAUGAAGACAGCACUGUAGAUAUAUACCCUGUACACAUUAUAUCCGACAAUAAAGACGGCCUGCAAGGUUCCUGUCAGUAUUUUAAAGAACGCGUUUCUGUUACAGAACAUAUAAGGACUAAAGCCGUCACCUAUGAAGAUGCUGUAAAGAGAUGGAGGGGGAAACUUGUCAUUGUUGCAUCGCAGGGUAUGCGUCUCAGAGCUUUAAUUGGGUGUGAAGGUGACCCCGAAAUAGAGCUGCCAGAUUAUUCCUAUUGUCUUCUCGAGAGGGUAGGACGCUCCCGGGGGCAAGGGGAACUUCAGAAAGAUCUGCAGGGCUCAUUCAAAGUGGAUGCAGGUAAAGUGCAUUAUCUCCGCCGCGCACUGGAUAAGAACGGACUUAUCACAAUGCAGUCGCACAUUAUACGAUUACCUAACGGACUGCAGCAGCAUUCAUUACUUCUGCUCCUGAAACGUUAUCACACUGACAGGAGAAGUAAAUAUGACUUGCUGUCUGAGAAGCUGUGCGGCAUACUGAGUGCCAGCGUAAACCAGACGGAGACCUUACUAAGCCUUAAAGAACAACUGGGUGAGACAGAUCGAGUGUUUAAACGCCUUUAUCAUUACCUCUCCAGUGCUGGGAUUGUGAAAGUCUUGUCCUUACCAUUACACGAGGUGCAACCGAUGGCAGAACCGCGCAAAAAUAAAAAAGGCCAAAUCAUCAAGAUCCGAUGUCUGAAUCUUCUCAAAGAAUACAAAAGGAGAGUUGAAGAGUUUGAGGAUGAGGAGGAUGAAGAUGGCAUAAAAUCUCCAAUUGCCCCAACGGACAUAAUCUAUGAAAAGGAUAUUUUAACACAAACCUAUGAGCUCAUUGAAAAUAGGGGAACAAAAGGCAUUUCCCAGUCUGAGAUCAGAAUCGCCAUGAACGUGGGGAAACUGGAAGCUCGGAUGUUAUGUCGUCUGUUAGAGCGCUUCCUGCUCAUAAAGGGUUUCAUGGAAGAUGAAGGUCGCCAACGCACAACUAAGUUUAUUUCUCAUGUGUUCGUGGAGGAAAGUGAACUACGGAGACAAUAUUUAGAGGAAAAAGCUAAAAGUGAGAAGCUGUGCACCUUAAGCUCAGUGAUCACAGAAAAUGCAGAACAGACUGAGUCUCUCGAUGAAAAUCCACCUGUGGCAGAGACCCAGAACUCCGACAUUGACAACGCAGAAGACUUAAAGGACUGUGAAACUGGAGGGAAGAGAAAUAGAGGCUCAUUUGUGAGGCAGAUUUCAUCUGGUAGCACCGCACCAAAGGCGACCCCGAGAGCCAGGAGCCGAAGACAUGCUGCUUCAUCUAAAGAUUCGGAGAAGGCCCCGACCGUAUCAGAAAAUGAGUGUAGCACUGACAGUUUCCAGCUAGAGGUCAAUCUCUCUGCAGAUGAAGACGAAGAUGAUGUUUCCGUAGUGGAACAAAUUGUGGAAAAGCAAAUGGAGAAAAAGAAGAAAAAAGGCUCAAAAUCUUCAUCAGUUGAGAAAAAUAAAGAAACUUACCGUCAAUUAAAGAGGAGGAACAUAAUUGUAGAGGCUGUAAAGAAUCUUCGAUUAAUCGAGAGUUUGUUCACCAUUCAGAAGAUGAUUAUAGAGCAAGAGAAGCAGGAGGGUGUCGCUACAAAAUGCUGCAGAAAGUCCAUCCUGAGAUUGGUUCAGAGACUGUCCCAGGAGGGGCUUCUCCGGCUGUACCGCACCACGGUGGUUCAGGACAGUGUUAGUAAAAAGGUGGACCUUGUUGUUCAUCCGUCCAUAAGUCCAAGUGAUCCACUGGUGAAAAGCACAAUUGAACAAAUCCGUUACCGUAUCUCCAACUCAAUAUCAGGAAACCGGCCACGAUCUUCCCAAGAGCCGCACAGCCCUAGCAAAUCAGACUCUGAUGACCACAGCAGGGACAAGUCUAAGGAAGAUCACCAUAGUGCCACCUCUAGCCAAAAGGACAGUCCAAACAAAUUGGUCAAAAAGACUGACCAGAAGAUGGGGGUCACUCCGCUGAGGAAUUAUCAUCCUGUGAUAGUUCCAGGGCUUGGUCGCACACUUGGAUAUCUUCCAAAAAUGCCUAAGCUGAAAGUGACCCACAUGUUCCUCUGGUAUAUUGUGUACGGCCAUCCCUUGCACAAAAACCCUCAGCAGUCAUUUCCCUGUGAGAACCCCUUGUCCAGCAGUAACACACAGGGGGCACACGAUGAUCAGACACCAGUGACUGCACAGAUGGCUUCUAAUGAUGAAAACCUGAUAAGCCAGAGUGUUAGUGCGGAUGGUAACUUCCUUAGUCAUGGAGAUGAACAGAUGAUGCAAACAGUGUAUGUGGAUGAGAAUUCAUGGCUGAGAUACGUCCCGCCUACUAAAGUGCACAUAGAGUACGGGCCUGGCUGGGCGCUUAUUAGUGACAUUUUACUGUGCAUGCCACUGUCAGUCUUCAUACAGAUCGUACAAGUCAGUUACAAGGUUGAUAAUAUUGAAGAUUUCUUGAACCACCCUGUGAAAAAGCACACGUUAAUAAGACACUUGCCCCGGCCAAUGCGCCAGCAGCUGCUGUAUAAACGGCGCUACAUCUUCUCUGUUUACAACAGUUUACAGAAGCUAAGCUGCAUGGGGCUGCUCCAGUUUGCUCCAAUCGAGAAGUUUCAGGAUAAAGACCUGUCAUUUUUGUAUGUGAAAAAAAGGACAACGGUUGUGGACACAACGGUGUGUGACCCGCAUUACAAUCGUGCAGUAGGAAGCCAUCCGUUUGAGAAGCGAUCACACAGUCUGGAAACCAUGCAAGACGUGGAGAAUUACUGGUUUAACUUACAAUUUGUCUGUCUGAAUACACCUUUGGGAGUUGUCCGUUGUACUCGUGGAAAAAAAGAAAUCUCUAUGGGAUCCGAUGAAAAUCUUGUAGAACAAGACAUAGAUGUAGAAGGAGAAGAUGCACCAAACUUGGUGCGGAAAUAUGGUUUCCUGGAGAGUGUUCUGGGCAGCAGAGAGGUAACUGAUGACGGCUCCGUCCCUGGGGAUGGCAUGGGAGCUGGCGGACUUGAUUCUAGUUUCUUCAGCCAUCUGAAGCGUAAUUGGAUUUGGAUAAGUUACAUUAUUAAACAUAGAGAGAAUUCUCAGUCGGACAAAGGACUCACACUAAGGCUUCAGACGUUCCUAAACAAACAUACGCUGCCCCUGUGUUCAGCAGGCAACCUUACCAGCUUUUUUGGAGAUCCUAGUUUGGCAGGAGCUUCAGAACUUGUUAAAAUUGUGAAAGAAUCUUCAGAGAAUCGUAACAAGCGAGUGAGUGGGGGCAAAAAUCAAAAGCGGAAAAGACCAAAAAGUGACACUGGGAAAAAGCAGAAAGCCAAGAAAAAAAAGAGUGAUACUGUUAAGCAGAAAAAGAUGAGAAGAUAUAAAUAUCAUGAUGAAGCAGAUCAGAGUGCGCUACAGAGGAUGACGCGUUUGCGAGUAGCCUGGACAGCGCAGGAGGAUGGGCUGCUUGUGCUUUGUCGUAUAGCCAGUAACAUUCUAAAUAAGAAGGUAAAAAGGCUUUUUGUCCCAUGGCAAGUUGUCCGGGAUAUUUUGCAUUCUAGCAUUGAGCAGUCAUUGGAUAAAACUUCUCACUCUGUUGGGAGAAGGGCGCGGUACAUCAUGAAGAACCCUCAGACCUACCUCAAUUACAAGGUUUGUCUGGCAGAGGUAUACCAGGACAAAGCUCUUGUUGAGGAGUUUAUGCGCCGUAAAGGGAAUUAUGAUGACCUUAAGGUCUGUGCGGAAGAAUUUAAAGACUUUGUGGAACGGCUGAAACAGAAGUUCAGUACAGCUCUCGGCCAUACACCAUAUGAGGUUCCAGAUACAGUGCAUGAGCUGUACCAAAGGUACCGGAUUUUAGCUGUCGCAGAUGAAACAAACCAGGAUGGAAGAACAGAAGCGUUUGACAGUGUUGAUGAGGUCCAUCUUCUGGUGCUACAAAAUCUUAUUCUGAGCACGUUGGCUCUUUCUGAUGUGCAGAUGAAAUCCUGUCGAUCUCUUCAGACAUUUCGCAUGUAUAGAGAAUAUAAAGAUGACAUCCUUGUCAAGGCUUUCCUGCAGUUUCAGAGGAACCGACUGGUUAAUCGUCGGAGAGUAAAUCAUCUGUUGGGUCCGAAAAAAAGCCGUGCACUGCCAUUUGUCCCAAUGUCCUACCAGCUAUCGCAAAUCUACUACAAGGUUUUUACCUGGCGCUUUCCGUCCACAAUCUGCAGCGAAUCCUUCCAUUUCCUAGAAACGCUUAAGGCUUGCGGAGACGCUGAUGAGCCUGACAUGUUCGGUUUUGGUGAUACUUCUAGAGACGCUGAUGAAGGCCGUGUGUUGUUCCCUCUGGAUGGACCAGGGGGCUGUUGUAUUACCAUUCUCUCCCUACUUUUUAUGGGAAUGAUUUCAGUUCAUGUGAGGAUCCCUGAGCAGAUAGUGGUGGUGGAUAGCCGCUUUGUGGACAGUGAAGUAAUGAAACGCCUUGGGAAGGAAAGUCUUGAGGAUGAAGAAUACGAUGACGGGGAUGAAGCUGUGAGCAAUAAAUAUAAACUGGAAGUGAAUGCCCGGCAAGCUUCCCACACCAACUACCUGCUGAUGAGAGGUUACUGCGUUCCUGGAAUCACCACCACCAGGAACCUGAGCCCAAGUGACAACAUUGUCGUAAACUCCUGCCAAGUGCAAGUAAAGUUACGGAAAACUGCGCAGCACAGCCAGCUGGGAGAUUCAGGCUCUAUGGAAUCCAUCGUUUCUGCCGUUCCUUGCCUGCCUCCUCGCAUGAGCAAAUUUCUAAACUAUAACGAGAGCCACAGUUUUGAAAAGUUCCUGAAUGACUGUGAGGAGAAUCUGGGUUACAGCACAAAGGAUCUUUCUUCUAUUAUAGAAAUUCAGGCUGCCAUCAGCGCUUGCACUUUUACUGGCAUGACAUUGUCUGACCUUGGGAGACGAUUCUACAGUUAUGAAGAUUUAGAGAUCGGGAGGACACGAUGUUUGCGUCAGUACAUACAGGAUUUGGUGACAAAUGACCAAGUGUUACAGGUGGGAGGACUUUCUAUUCGGCUUGUGGCAUUGGCUUAUGGAGAUCCUUGGCUCCUGCACUCCGGUCUUAUAAAAGAGCAAAGUACUCCAGAACAGGCAGUUGUCAGUAAAGACUGUAAUGACCCAGAGUCUGCGCCACAUGAUAUCCAAAAUCAGAAAGAAGACGACGAGCCUCCAAAAAAGAGACCUCAUUUAGAAAGCAGUGACACUGCAAGCCCAACUGAUCUGGGUAAUCCAGAGACGACAGACCACAGUAUUAUAGUGAAUGACUCACUCAAACUGAGACCAGACACUGGGGAAAGCACUAGUGAGACAGCUGCGUCUAUAGUUCCAACAAUGGGCGAUAGCAUUGCAGCAAAAGACACACUUCAGCCAAGAUCAGACACUGUUGAGCAGAACAAUGUAGACCAACCAGUUGUGUCUAUGAUUCAUACAAAAGACUCUACAACUGCAGAGAAUGAACCGCUUACAACUAAACUAGACACUGGUGAGCGUGAUCAUCUUGAGAAAUUAGAAUUAUCUAUGCUGCAAUUGAAAGACUCCAACAUUACAGAGAAUGAACCACUUACAUCAAAUCCACAUACCAGUGAGCAAGGUGAUAAAGAGAAAGCGUCUGUGAUUCCAACAAAAGACUCCACCAUUACAGUGAAUGACCCGCUUACACUGAGACCUGACAUUGUGAGCGGCUCUGGUAAGAGUGAAAACGCUAAUGCCUCCAGCAGCAGAUACACAAGUAAUCCUGGAUUUUAUGAUAAAUCCAGGCUUUGGCUUCAAUCUCAAGAGAAAUCUAUAGCGAAGUUGCACAAGAGCGGAACUGAUUGCUGCUUCUUGGGAAGACCAUGGCGGGUGGUUGAUGGCAGCUUAAACAAGCCAGUGUGUAAAGGGAUGCUGGAAGCUGUGGUGUAUCAUAUCAUGACCAAGCCUGGAAUACAAGAGGCCAGCUUAAUUCAACACUACAGUGGUAUACUCCACCCAUUCAUUGUCAUGGAGUUAUUGCAGGUGCUGCAGGAUGUUGGCUGCAUAAAAAAAUAUUACACUUCUAAAGUGCCAAAAGUUUCCUUAUUCUCUCCUACGGUGAUUCCACAAAUGGUGGAUAAUCCCAAGCUGUGCGAAGAAACAAAUGCGUAUUAUGAACCGACCAUCGAUUGCAUUAUGAGACUGGGAUCAAUUUUUCCUUCAGAAGUUAACUGGAAUAAAUGGGUUUUAUAGAAACAAAAAAACAAUUUUUAACCCAAAUGGAAGGUAUAGACGUUUUCUUUUACAAAGACAUGGGGAUUAAUUCCUUUAAAAAUUGUAAAUAGCUUUAUGUUAUGACUUUAUACCAUUAUGUUUUUUGUAAAUAAAAACUCUAUAUUUCUAUAAAUGA